This is a messenger RNA of Rotaria socialis, 2568 nucleotides long. The record is from the annotation of a GenBank genome assembly. NCBI's taxonomy places the organism in Eukaryota, Metazoa, Rotifera, Eurotatoria, Philodinida, Philodinidae.
AUGCCGUUGUCAUCGGAAAAAUUUGCUGACCAAUAUUCUCGUAUUCAACAACAAUUUAAAGAACUGGCACAAUUUGAACAACUAUAUACAGUCGUUGAAUUAACACGUACUUUUCAAGUAUCAUACCGUCAUUUUAUUUUACAAUUAUUUCAAGCUACUAUUCAAUGUGAAAAUAAUGAUAUGUUUAAUCAUACAGUCGACGAUGCUAAUGCACCAGAUAUCGUUGCAUGUCUCUUAUCAAAUUCAUUAGAUAAAAUUUUAUUUACGAUUCAACUUUAUUUACCAUUAAUAUCGACCAAAACAAUCAACGAACAGUUACUUGACGCGUAUCGUAAAGUUUUAAUUUAUCUUGAUUCAAAUAUACUUAACUUAAGUAAAUUCUCCUACAAAGAAGAACAAAUAAUAAAUCUUUCUCAACAAAUUUUAUUCUUUAUUCAAACAAAUCCAUAUUUAAAAAAGUUGCUAUCCCAUUUACCGCAAUUAAUUAAAUUGCUACAAACACAUAAAUUCCAAUCCGACGAACAACAACAAUAUCAUCAACCAUUACAACGAUAUUCAUCAAAACGAUCAGAUGUACCACUGCUAAUGAAUUAUUCUUCAGAAGGUCUACCACAAAAUGCGGUAUGUCAACAGUUGACUCGUUGUGAAACAAAUGAUAGUGGAGUUGAUUUAACUGAACCGUCGAUAGCAAAUUCAAAAAGCAACUUGUUAUUAUCACCAAACUCACAACAUUCAUUUGUUGACCGUUCUCAUCGAAUGAACUUAUCAGCGUCAGCAUCAGUCAAUCCACAUUCGUUUGUUGCUAAAACCGCAUCGUCACCAAUACCUGAACAUGUUACAGUAAAUUUUUCUGAUCGUACACUAUUGAAAUGUGUAUUGAGUGCUCCGCCAUCAACAGCUCAUUCCGAUUAUAGAAAUAGAAAUGGAGGUUAUUCACAAAAACAUGUACCUGCACUAUCAAAAAGUGAUGAAGAAGAGCCAGAAUUACAAAAAUCCAACGAUGAAUAUAAGUCAGAGGAAGCUCAUCGUGUAGAUCAUUCAAAAAGUUUAACACAAUUUUAUUCACUUCGAUAUCCAAAUACGAAAAAUAAUCAAAAUAGAGAUAAUGUUUCACAAUAUUUAGCUAUUGACGCCAAUUCCAGCUGUACACAAAAUACAUUUAUUCAGCCGAAUACAGGCAUGAGAGAUGUGCCCAGAUGGUUGAGACACCUGCGUCUACACAAAUACGAUGUUUUCUUUUCGAAAAUGGUCUACGAUCAAAUGAUGAGUUUAACAAUUGAUGACUUGAAAGAACUUCACAUAACCGAUGGUGCCUGUACAAAAAUGUUAUUGCAUAUUAAAAAAUUAAAAGAACGUUCAGCAUUAUUAAAACAAUGGAUUUUAGAUUUGGACGACGGACAAACUGAUUUAAUGCCAUUCAUUGAAAAAAUAAGCGAAUUACUGAUAACACCAAUCCGUUCAAAACAACUUGAACUUGAAAAUAAUUCUGCCGAAGAUUUACCUUCAUUAAUUAUGCAAGUUUUAGAGAAAAUCUAUCAAAAAUUAACACCUAAUUCCUCGUCCGAUAUCGGCAAUAGCCUCCUUGGUCUAUUCGAUCGCUGUUAUAAACACAAAGCUUUUACUGAUGAUCAACGUCAUGUUCUCUUACAGUGGCGUGGGAGUUUAUCCAGUAUGCUUCAAUCGUUAGGAAGAAUUGAAUAUAAAACAAUUCAACAUGCGCUUAGUCAUGCGUCAGAACCCCGUCGUACAGGAAAAGCUCGUCUCAAAAAUUUUCGAAGUUCAACAGGCAUAUUUAAUUCAAACCAUUCAUCGAAUUCAAUUCCAUUAUCAAAAUUUACAUCUGAACCACGAAAUAAUAAUUUCAAUGAAUCAAAUUUAAUUCAACGUCCAAAUCGAUCUCCAGCACAAAUCUAUCCAACACAUGAAGAACAAAAUCAAGCCUAUCUUCAAACGUCAUUUAGUUGUCUAACAUCAACACCACAAAACAAUGAUGGUGCUUAUUAUGUUAAUAAUCAUCGUCAAGCUUUAACUCGUAAAGCUAGUAUCAAUCCAUAUGACGAAUCAAAUACAAAUAAUAGAACAAAGCUAUGUAAAACAUUCAGCGAUCCAAGUAGAAUACGUUUCUACAAUCCAACACACGUGAAUCACAUGCUGUUACAGGCAUCGACAUGUCAGCCUGCCCAACAACAAAAUUUAUUUCGUAUGAUAUCAACACCUUAUUCUCAACAACAAAUUCAGUUUAUCUCACGUUCACCACCUACAACAGGAACUAUGGAUGUACCACCGUCACCAAUUAAAAAAUGUUUUACAGAAAACGGAAGGUCUGAUUACUAUGAGAAUCAUAACAAUAGUACACCAUUGUCAAAUACAAGUAAUGCAACUGAUAUUGAAAAUACUGAUGAUCAACGACAGAAUAAUACCGAAAUCGAGUCAUUAUGUCGUCAAAUAACCGAAAGUGCUAUGUGUGAUGAUAUUCAUGAUUCAUCAACUGAUUACAAGGAGGAAAUCUCGAACGUUAAACAAUCUUCAAAUAACUCGACUGAUACAGAACAGUCAUCGAUUGGCUGA